UCUGCGCUCGAGUUCGACUUUCGCAGUUCGCACUUUCGGACGUGAACUCGCAGGAUUGCAGGCAACGAGACCACUCGCAGUCGUUUGUGAGCGUUCGCAGCGCCAGCAAAGUGUUAAACGAAAAGCCAACAAAGCAAAUACAAUUAACCAGAACUGGAAGCACGUCCACAAAAGCAGCUAAGUGCAGACCAAACUCGGAGUUUUCCAGCCAGGAGACAGGAACAGAGCCAACCAGACAAGUUGCAAAGGAGCAGAAAAGAGUGUGAACAAUGUGCGCCGCGCUGCGUCGUAAUUUGUUGCUGAGGAGCCUCUGGGUCGUCCUGGCCAUUGGCACCGCUCAGGUUCAGGCCGCCUCGCCGCGAUGGGAGCCCCAGAUUGCUGUUCUCUGUGAGGCCGGACAAAUCUACCAGCCGCAGUAUCUUUCCGAGGAGGGACGCUGGGUGACGGACCUUAGCAAGAAGACAACCGGUCCCACAUGUUUGCGUGAUAAAAUGGAUUUGCUUGAUUACUGCAAGAAGGCCUAUCCCAACCGAGACAUAACCAACAUUGUGGAGUCGUCCCACUACCAGAAGAUCGGUGGCUGGUGUCGCCAGGGGGCAUUAAAUGCGGCUAAGUGCAAGGGAUCCCACCGAUGGAUCAAGCCAUUCCGCUGUCUCGAAGGACCAUUCCAAUCUGAUGCCCUGCUAGUUCCCGAGGGCUGUCUGUUCGACCACAUCCACAACGCCUCUCGAUGCUGGCCAUUUGUGAGGUGGAACCAAACCGGAGCAGCAGCUUGCCAGGAGCGCGGAAUGCAGAUGCGCAGCUUCGCCAUGCUUCUGCCCUGCGGGAUCUCGGUCUUCUCCGGAGUGGAGUUCGUCUGCUGUCCCAAGCACUUCAAGACCGAUGAAAUUCAUGUAAAGAAGACCGACUUGCCGGUGAUGCCGGCAGCACAGAUCAAUAGCGCCAAUGACGAGCUGGUGAUGAAUGACGAAGACGACAGCAACGACUCGAACUACUCGAAGGAUGCCAAUGAAGACGAUCUGGACGAUGAGGAUGAUUUGAUCGGUGAUGAUGAGGAGGACGAUAUGGUGGCGGAUGAGGCAGCUACCGCAGGCGGAAGCCCCAACACCGGAUCUUCAGGUGACUCGAAUAGCGGAUCUUUGGAUGACAUAAAUGCUGAGUACGAUAGCGGAGAGGAGGGUGACAACUACGAGGAGGACGGUGCUGGUUCCGAGAGCGAGGCUGAGGUUGAGGCCUCCUGGGAUCAGAGCGGAGGGGCCAAGGUUGUGUCCCUAAAAAACGAUGCCUCAUCCCCGUCCAGCGCUCCGGUUGCUCCCGCCCCCGAGAAGGCACCUGUGAAGUCCGAAUCGGUCACGAGCACUCCUCAGCUGUCUGCCUCUGCCGCUGCUUUUGUAGCUGCCAAUUCUGGAAACUCGGGAGCCGGAGCCGGAAUCGGAGCACCACCAUCCACUGCACAACCCACUUCGGACCCCUACUUCACCCACUUUGACCCGCACUACGAGCACCAGAGCUACAAAGUAAGUCAGAAAGAAGCCCAACAGCGCCUUGAGGAAUCGCACCGCGAGAAGGUCACGCGCGUUAUGAAGGACUGGUCCGAUCUCGAGGAGAAGUACCAGGACAUGCGCCUAGCGGACCCCAAGGCAGCCCAGUCCUUUAAGCAGCGGAUGACGGCUCGCUUCCAGACUUCUGUUCAGGCACUCGAGGAAGAAGGCAACGCCGAGAAGCACCAGCUGGCCGCCAUGCACCAGCAGCGCGUUUUGGCCCACAUCAACCAGCGGAAGCGCGAGGCCAUGACCUGCUACACCCAGGCCCUGACUGAGCAGCCCCCGAAUGCCCACCACGUUGAGAAGUGUCUACAGAAGCUGCUGCGCGCCCUGCACAAGGACCGGGCCCACGCCCUGGCCCACUACCGGCACCUUUUGAACUCUGGAGGACCUGGUGGACUAGAAGCAGCUGCUUCGGAGCGUCCACGCACUCUGGAGCGCCUAAUCGACAUCGAUCGAGCCGUAAACCAGUCGAUGACCAUGCUCAAGCGCUACCCAGAGCUCUCCGCCAAGAUUGCCCAGCUGAUGAAUGACUAUAUUCUGGCACUACGCAGCAAGGAUGACAUUCCCGGUUCCUCGCUGGGAAUGAGCGAGGAGGCGGAGGCCGGCAUUCUGGACAAGUACCGCGUCGAGAUCGAGCGCAAGGUGGCCGAGAAGGAGCGACUGCGGCUGGCGGAGAAGCAGCGCAAGGAGCAGCGUGCCGCUGAGCGGGAAAAACUGCGCGAGGAGAAGUUGCGCCUGGAGGCCAAGAAGGUGGACGACAUGCUCAAGUCACAGGUGGCCGAGCAGCAGUCCCAGCCGACUCAGUCGUCAACCCAAUCUCAGGCGCAGCAGCAGCAGCAGGAAAAGAGCCUACCCGGCAAGGAGCUGGGUCCCGACGCAGCUCUGGUCACAGCGGCCAAUCCCAACCUAGAGACCACCAAAAGCGAGAAGGAGCUGUCGGACACUGAGUAUGGCGAGGCAACAGUGAGCAGCACCAAGGUGCAGACCGUGCUGCCAACGGUCGACGACGAUGCCGUCCAGCGGGCGGUGGAGGAUGUAGCCGCCGCCGUCGCCCACCAGGAGGCCGAGCCGCAGGUGCAGCACUUCAUGACCCACGAUCUGGGCCACCGCGAAUCGAGCUUCUCGCUGCGCCGCGAGUUCGCGCAACAUGCACACGCGGCCAAAGAGGGCCGCAACGUCUACUUCACGCUCUCCUUUGCCGGGAUCGCCCUGAUGGCGGCCGUUUUCGUGGGCGUGGCCGUGGCCAAGUGGCGAACAUCGCGCUCGCCGCACGCCCAGGGCUUCAUCGAGGUCGACCAGGUGGGUUGUCAGAACGUCACAACACACCAUCCCAUUGUGCGCGAGGAGAAGAUCGUGCCCAACAUGCAGAUCAAUGGGUACGAGAAUCCGACCUACAAGUAUUUCGAAGUGAAAGAGUAAGCGAGAUGGCGAGAUGGCAGCAUUGACGCGGCUGGCAAGAGCGAGCGAGUGGCACACAUCAACAACAACAGUAAACGCAACUGCAGCCACCGCGAUUUAAAAAUGGAAAAAAUUAAGCGUAAUAUUAAAGCAGAUGGGAAGAGAAAUGAUUUUUUUUUUCGUCAAAUGAGCGCAGUUUCAAUAAGGAAGAAUGAAAGGGUAGGAGAAAGAUAAAUUCAAUAAAUGGUAAUAUAUCUAUAUAUUAAAUUAAAGCAAGCAAGCAGAAAGGCAACAAUAUAAAGCAAGCAAUUAAAUUUAAGUAUUUGAAUGUUUAACAAAACGCCGUAAACAUCCUUUCUAGCUCUCUCUUUCUCUUCCCCUGUCUCUGUCCCAUCACCACACACACACACAUCAAAAGAUGGCACACACUCACCUCCAACUUUGUGAUUCGUCUUGAGCGCCAGCUACGCAAAGAGAGUAGAAACGCUCAAGUGAUGAUCAUACACGUGGAGCGGGGGAGGAGAGGAUGGAGAAGAGCGAAAGAGCAAAACAAAAGAUAUUCCUAGUAAAUAAAUUGUCAACACACACACAUCCACAUUCAAACACCGACUCACCCGCAGAACAGUCACACCCCCACUCACACAUACAGUGCCAGGAACCCGCGGACGAAGACACAAACGCAUUCAUGCCUGCUUCGUAGCAUAUUUUUGAGCGUUUCGUGGCGUUAGAACGCUUGCAAGCCGAUCGCAAUUAUAAGCAAAAACCUACGUCAUUAAUUAGAGCGGGAGCGCGAACUAGAAGAGGAAAGCAGGAGGCAGCAACACCCACACACUGACACGGAAUCUCGCACACUGAGACACUUGUGAACCCAAGAGCUACCUACGCGUACUAAUCCCUAUUCGAUCGUGCAUAUGCGCUUCUUGUGCAUAUGUCAAACUUUCUCUCUCUGUAAGCCACACACACUCACCAGAGAAGGGAACAGAACACACAAACCACACACAAGCCACACACGCAUACACGCAAAAUAUAUACAAAAUAUUUACAGCAAAGCCAGAAGAAAUGUCCAUAAAUGUAUUUAUGUAUCUAUACACGAGCCACACAAAGCAAAGGUAGAAAGUCAGCCAGCUAGGGAAGAAUCACGACGCUUGGCGGGCUUUGAAUAUAAUAUACGAAUCAGCUAUGUAACAGAAACAAUGCAAAACGCUAAGCUAAUUGCAGACAGAAACAAAAGAAGGAAAACCAAAUAUUAAAACGAAAGCGAACAAAUUUUAGAACUUUUUCUGCAUAUUUUGUGUGUAAGUCGAUGGUCGAACAAAAACAACAAGAAGAACAAAAAGGAUUUCUCUCUUUUUUACGUACAUUUUCACCGAAAAGACAGCACAAAACAAGACAGCAGUCACAACUCACAGCUCACACCCAUACAGCACACACACACACUGAACGGAGCCAAGUAGAGUUGAUUUGAUGCAUUUCAUAUCGAACGCUUCGCAAGUGUUGCAUAAUUGCCUUAGAGCCAACUGCGGCAGAAAUCAGAUAAGCGGGCUCGGCGAAUCGCAAAAUCCAGGGAGCUCGCAGCUCGGAGACGGCACCACCUGGAGUGGACGCUCCAAAGAACCCGAGGCCCAGAGAUAAACCAAUUCGAAACGGCUAGUUCAUUUCAUGGCUCGAUUGCUUGG
Molecule: messenger RNA, 4621 nt
Organism: Drosophila mauritiana
Lineage: Eukaryota; Metazoa; Arthropoda; Insecta; Diptera; Drosophilidae
Gene: Appl
Product: amyloid-beta-like protein
Exons: 12
Coding region: 270-2966 (898 amino acids)
Biological process (GO): axonogenesis; central nervous system development
Cellular component (GO): neuronal cell body; neuron projection; membrane
Molecular function (GO): heparin binding; transition metal ion binding
Source: RefSeq, a predicted model, not a curated record